GGAGAGGCUUUCCUUCAAGCUGUUAGUGUUUUAUCCUGGCAGGCUCCUCGAGGUUGUUGUGAGGAGUCUAGCCAGUUGGUGAGCUUUGUAAUCUAAACCAGCUGUCCCAGGCUGAGGCCCCCAUUUGCAUUGUUUAACAUACUUAGAAAAUGAAGUGUUCAUUUUUAACAUUCCUCCUCCAAUUGGUUUAAUGCUGAAUUACAGAAGAGAACUAAGCAAAACCAGGUGCUUUCUCUGUAUUCUCUCCAGUGUCUGAGGAGGUACAGACGGCUCCCGAUCCUCUCCAUUACUUGCCAUUUCAUUCUUUGGACUAUAAAUGACAGAGGAACUGAAGUGCUAGCAGAGGGUAAUGUUUGGAAAAACUUUCUAGUUGUUCAUCAGCACAGACUCUGGUUUUUUUCCACCUUUCCCCAACGGUUUUGGACAUGCAAGGAUUAAGAAGGAUACUGACUGCUUUCACACUGGCUGUCUGCCUUUCAAGCCCUGGAAAAGCACAGCAACAAUGCACUAAUGGGUUUGACCUGGACCGUGCCUCUGGGCAAUGCAUAGAUGUUGAUGAAUGUCGGACUAUUCCUGAGGCCUGCAGAGGAGAUAUGGUGUGUGUCAACCAGAACGGUGGCUAUUUAUGCGUACCCCGAACAAACCCAGUGUAUCGAUCACCAUAUCUGAAUCCUUAUUCAAAUAUUUAUCCACCGCCCCCAGCACCAGGCCCUGUUCCUAACUACCCCACUGUUACAAGACCUCUGAUUUGUCGAUUUGGUUUCCAGUUGGAUGAAAACAAUCAGUGUGCUGAUGUGGAUGAAUGCGCUUCAGAUUCUCACCAGUGUAACCCCACCCAGAUCUGCAUAAAUACUGAGGGGGGCUAUACCUGUUCCUGCACUGAAGGCUACUGGCUGUUAGAAGGCCAGUGUUUAGAUAUAGAUGAAUGUCGCUACGGCUACUGCCAGCAGCUGUGUGCCAACGUGCCCGGCUCCUACUCCUGCACCUGCAACCCAGGCUUCACCCUUAAUGAUGACGGAAGAUCAUGCCAAGAUGUGAAUGAAUGUACAACUGAAAACCCUUGCACUCAGACCUGUGUCAAUACCUAUGGCUCUUUCCUCUGCCGCUGUGAACCUGGCUAUGAACUGGAAGCUGACGGAGUUAACUGCAGUGACAUGGACGAAUGCAGCUUCUCAGAGUUCCUCUGCCAGCAUGAAUGUGUGAACGGACCUGGUUCUUACUACUGUAUCUGUCCUUCGGGCUAUAACUUGCUUGACGAUAGUAGAAGCUGCCAAGAUAUCAAUGAAUGUGAAAACAGAAACUUCACCUGCACUGCACAGCAAACGUGUUUCAAUAUCCCAGGAGAAUAUAAAUGUUUAGACCCAGUACGAUGCGAGGAGCCUUAUCUCCAGAUUAGUGAGAACCGCUGCAUGUGUCCAGCUGAAAACCCUGGUUGCAGAGAUCAGCCGUUCACCAUCCUGUACAGAGUGAUGGACAUGGUGUCUGGGAGGUCUGUGCCUUCGGACAUUUUUCAGAUGCAAGCAACAACUCGCUAUCCUGGAGCCUAUUACAUCUUCCAAAUCAAAUCAGGGAAUGAGGGCAGAGAAUUCUACAUGCGGCAAACGGGACCAAUCAGUGCUACUCUGGUGAUGACCCGCCCUGUGAAGGGGCCCCGUACUGUUGAGUUGGACUUGGAAAUGAUCACUGUUAACACUGUCAUCAACUUCAGAGGAAGCUCUGUCAUCCGGCUGAGGAUAUUCGUAUCACAGUACUCCUUCUAAACCUUGAGUUUGUGCCCUGGAAACAUUAAACCAAAAGAGACAGUUCCUCCUCUGCAGAACUCUCUCCUCAAAAGCCAGUACAUAUAGCAGCUCCAAACCAAAUCACUAUUUCUACAGACCCGGUGACCUAUGCCUGUCUGAACAGGGAGGCCUCUUCAUGCACAGUCCCUACCAGGAUGCAGACAUCUGAAGAUGUAUUUUCAGCAGAUCCCAUGUGAUUCUCUGUGUGGUCAUGUAUUUUAAGGACUCUUCUUUUCGCUGUAAACACUUCUAGGGCAUAAGUCUAUGUGAAAGACUGUGAACCUCUGUAGCUCCAAGGCUGCUUAGCAAAAAGCACCAAAGAAACUGAGGAAAAAGCUGGCUUUUGCAAUCUUGCAUUUUUUAAAAUUUUUUUUCAUUAUAAACGGAAAGCAGACAAACAAGCAGAAACAGAAACAAAAUCCCCACCUAUCAAAACAAGGGAUCUCCCAAGUCCUAACUUGCAUUCCCAAUUAUCUCUGGAAUUAUCAGUCAGGCCCUUUGUCUCAAUUCACCCUGCAUUUGUCUUAGUUUCACCUGUUUUUUCUUUGAUUCUAUUUUAUAGUUAAAAUUCAUUGUAAAUUCAUUCCAAAAUACAUGUUGUACUAUGUAAUCUUUUACUUUCUUACGAAGUGUCACAUGUUUGGGUUCCUUCCUAUAUUAAAUCUUUCUAUAUAACAGAGUUUAGAGAAAUCUAUCACUGGAUGGUGUGUUUCACAACAUUUAAGAUUGUAUACUUAUUUGUACUCAAGAUCUUUGACACAGGCUUCCACUGCCAGAAUAAUUUCCAGAAUAAAUAGGGACUUUGGAGCAGAUAAGAAUUAGAAUUUUAUUUUUCCCUAAGUGUGACAGUUGCAAACAGUUUCUAAUGGUUACAAGGUCGUAAUACCAUCUCUGUAGUUACGGCUGCAACUAAUCUCCUGUUCAAAGACUACUCAGGUCAGACGUGUCCAAAUUCCUUCAGAAAAAAUGAAUUGUUCUUUUCACCUGCACUGUCUCUCCUACGUUCCUAACAUUGGGGAAAACAAGCUGAAAAGGACUAGGACCUUUUUCAUUCAUGCUUCUACCACAAAGCAGCAAUACCCCCAUCUCAAACAAUGGGAUUCCACAGUUUGCAUAGGCAUUGUUUUCUCAGGUAUAACUGCUGUAACCAAUAUAAAAUUUCUCCUAAAGUCCAAUCUGAAUCUCCAGUACUGUAAUCUGUUGCUUUUUAGUCUACUUCCAGUAGAAAUAGAGAACAGUUUAUCUUCCCCUUUGCAGCAGUCUUUAACGUGUCUGAAGACUGUUGUCAUGUCUCCUCUCAGAUUGUUCUUCUCUAGUCUAAACAAACCCAAUUCUUUUGGUCUUUCCUCAUACAUCACAUUUUCUGGACCUUUGAUCAUUCUUGUUGCUCUCAUUUGGAUUCUCUCCAGUUGCUUCACAUCUUUCUUGAAGCACAGUGCCCAAAACUGUUAAAAGUAUUCCAGCUGAGGCCUCUCAGUGCUAAGCCAAAUCUCUAUAUAUGUUUAGUAGUUUGAAAAAAAAAAUAAUUGUAUAGUUUGAAGGUAUAAUGCUUAUUGAAGCUAUUGGCACUUUGGUCUUUUAUUUUAGUCGGGAUGAGGAUCCCUAUGCCUUGUUCUUAAAUUUGUCUAGAACAGCUCUUUUGCUUCAUUUUUUCUUACUGGCUUAUUUGCUCUCCAGCAUUGCUAGGGCCGGAAAGAUAACAUUUGCUUUGUCUUUUUGAGGACUGGAAGUGCUCAGUGCUACUUGGGAGGAGUUUAUGAAGAUUAUAAUGCAAGGAGGCAGGAGCAGAGUAGCAGCUUUAUGUUAUGUCUUCAUUAAAGUGGAGUGAGCAUUAAAUGGGAGAAUACAGAUUUGGAAAGUUAUCACAACACAGAGUGCAUGACAUAAUCAAAAAAUUGCCUUUUGUUCCUAGAAAGCUUUGUGAGUUAGUCUGGAAUUGUUUUUCCCUAGCUGUAGUAGAGAGUCCCCUCUUUUUCCUUGUACUCAGCUUGAAGGAAGCCCUGAUGCUCUCAGCAACAAAGCGCUGAGUUGAGCAGCUUCUGAUUCUUAAUGGUUUAAAGGUUUUCUCUGUGCUGCUACAACAUCCCAGGAUGCUGCAGCUCAGAGCUCUGUACAAGGCUGUCCUCUAUUGUAAAAACAAAAAGGUUGGAGUCUGACUCCACGGUUUAGUGGGCCAAGCUGAGGGCAGGAAGCCAAUGAGUUUUGUGAGUAGCUGACUUGGAGGAGAAGAAUGCAAAGGAAAUGGGCAGAGAAAUAGUAAAACAAGAAUUUGUUUCCUGAGUGUAUCGUGUCUCAUCAAAUACCACAGUCUUGGCGGGAAAAAUAGAGACGAUCAGGAAGGAGGAAUGCUAGUUUAUAACCAUUGGUCUAAAAGUGCUCAUGUGUCCCAGGUGAUGGAAGUAAAACAUGGGAAACAUGCAAGCUCUGGUGGACCAGAGAGCAGACAAGGGGCAGGCAGGACCUUGCAUUGAAGAUGUCAAACUCUUACAUUUUCCCAGUGCUUAAAAGCCCCUUUUUGCCCCCCUUUGUGCCUCUAUGUUAUGGCUUCUUCAUGUCCAGUUGAGAAGGCCUUUUCUUCCUAUCAUCACAUCACCUCCUGGAGAGGAAGCACACCCUGUUAGACAUCAGACAGUUUCUCACUUCUGGGCUGUUCUCCCAUGGCCCCCACAUACCAACCCGAUUUAACCCUAAUUUAGAAACAUCAAACCCCAGAGGAAUUCCAUAACAAAACACUUUGUUAAAAGAGUAAAGCUUGAAUCCUUGGUUUUAGCAGGAUCCAGCAAAUACCCAUAAAACAAUAUUACACUUUCUAUAUAAACAGUCUGCGCCUUAAAAAAAAAAGUGGAAAGUCUGGAAACAAAGGAAUUCAGCCACUUCUCAACUGCCAUAACAUCUUUCAUCACUCACUAUCACUCCAGCCAACUUAAAUUUUGCCAAAAUAUAUGCCAAUCUCGAAAUAAUAAAUUAGUAGCAGUUUAUAACAUCUAAACUCUCCAUUUUCUAGUCAGGGGUCUGUUUCCAAUAGACCAUCACCCUUUGAGGCCAGAACUCCCUAAAAGCAGACAGAAUUCCAGGUCUGCUCAGAAAAUUAUUCUUUAUUCUAACCCACUACAGAGGGUUUUCUAGCACAAGGAGUUUUACCAUAUGGUUAAAAGACAGUAUUCUGGCCGCACAGAUGAGGUCACAGACCCUGGUCUGGGUAUGUGUGGCUUCUCUCUGGCUCUGCUCUCCCUGGCCAAGCAGGGAAGGGACAGGUCUUUGCCUCUUCUGCCUGUCAGCUGUCAUGUCUGUUUAAAUGUAGGUCCUCAUGAGGAAGACUGCCCCUCACUGUGUGUUUGUACAGCACCUAAUGUCAGUGCAAUAAUGGAAAUAAAGGCAAAAGAAAGCAAUCAUUGCAGUAAUCUUUGAUAUAGAUCACCAUGAUUUCGAAGGAGAAACUAUUCUGACAAAUGAACCAAGUGAUUCAUGCUAGUCAAGUUAGGUGCCAGAGGGAGAAAAAUGGCAAGAGAUGAAUGAUCCAUUGUUAUAGAGCUGAAUGGGUCCUAUCAUCUGGCUUAUUUAGCUUUGAGAUAUUUUUAGGGGAUUGACUUUUUUGACACAGACAACAAAACAUUAUUUCACCUAAGAGUUUGCUGGAUCCCACAGAAUCGCUUUUCAACUGGUGAUUCUCUGACUACAAUACCUUUGUUGAAAAUAACUAAGCUUCUUUGAGGACUGGUCACCCACCACCACUGAGUGUAGUGUCCAGGGCCAUUCACACAGAGUUCUCUCCUUUUCAGUUGGGGAUCUGUACUCAUAUUUACCCUUUUUUGACUUAGCUUUUAGAAGAGUCAACUUUUUUUGGUCUCAUAAACAUGGUGUCAGCAUCAGCAAAACUUACAGAUUAAUUUUUCUCUGUCUAGAGCAAGCAGAGCAAUAUAAUCAGUACAGUUUGUGGUCAUGCAAGUUCUCCAGUCUGGCUUAUUCACAGAAUAUGCUACUGAAUAUCUUCUGUAGCAUGCAGCUGUAGUAGAACACAAUGGAAAUGUUGUAGCACAAAGAUGUUAAUUAAAAAAAAAAAAAAGAGAGAAGGAAUAAAAGCAUGCCUUAAUGUUAUUCAAGCCUGAUAGGAAUUGUUGUUAAAAUAAAUCUCCAUCCUGGAUGGACAAACCCCUCAGCUGGUGUUAAUUUGCAUGACUGAUGCUCUUCAAUGCAAAGAUAACAAGUGUCCUUAGACUCUUCAAUGUGUGUUGUGUAAAGCACUGCACAUGUAUCUGUAUACAAGAAGAAUUUACAGAAGCUGCAGAAGUGGUAGUGUGGCUCUGCAUUUGGAAGCUGUAAGACAAUAUGGCACAAGCAAAUUCUGUUUCUUAUCUGACACGAGUGCAGACAAGUGAUUUACAGCCAUCACAUUUUGUUGGUUUGAGUCUUUGAACCAAUUUUGAAUAGCUCUACCCCAAAGCAGGUGCCAUGCAUGAGGCCUGAGGCUGAUGGUCAUAACUAGACUUUUGGAGAUUCUGCAGAAAGCUCCAGAAAUGUGACGUGCUGAAGGGUCAGUGCCAUAUGGAGUGUAAUGGUCCAGAGUUAUUUGUGUGGGGAUGUCUGUGACACUGCCCCAGCCUCUUUCCUCACCUGUUUCAGUGCAGACUGCAACUGAUGUUUGUAAGUGUGUACACUGGAUGUGGAAUCUCACCUAUUCCCAUUCUUAGCUCUGUCUUCUGAAAUCCCUCUAGUGGUUCGCAUUGGCCAAACUGAUCCUCCUGUGUAACUCAACUAAUAGUGGUGAAGCCACAUGAGGGAGAGUUUGGGUACGAGGCAGAUACACUUUUACACCAGUAAGUAAAUAAUGAUGCAAUAACCUCAAUGUAGGAAUUCAGGAAUGUAUCUGAGUAAUAAAGGGAUCUUUAGAAAACACUUCAGCAACCAAGAACUCCUGAAAUAUUCAGCCUCUUUCAAUUCCCUUUCCUGUACCCAGAAGUCACUCAUUUUCCCUCUGGGGUUUGACCUGGACAAAUGAGCUUAUUAUGGUCAUGUACUGCAAGCACAUGCUGAGUAAGCUCCACUUCUCUGGCACUGCUAAACAUUUUUCAGUUUGCUUUUUGGAAAUCAGUUGUAGGCUAUUUGUCUUUCCUAGGGUCUGACUGACCUCAGUUGCUUUUUUCACAGCCAAGACAGAUCCAUUAUUUCCCAGUCGGGUUCUUCUGCAUCCACCACCUGUACAAGCUUUUCAUGUGUUUCACUGGAGAUGCAGGCACUGCCAUGUUGGUAGGCACCCUUACAGCAAAGUAUUGGGUGUGAAUGCUUGAAGGGAUUUCCCAGUCUGCUGGCAGAGCCUGGCUUCAUGAAUAGGAUUUUAAAAACCCCACAACUCCUCAGUUUUGAAAGUGAGAGAUGUUCUUUUAGGUCCUGAUUAAUCACUUUUAUCCCAAAAUUGCAUCUGUAUCAUGUUGGCUUGAUAGUCUCAAGGCUUUUUAAGAAGUCUGAUAAGGACAUGCUUAUGCAAUACAUCCUUAGGCUUUACACAACUUGGAUGAGGCUUUUCCAAUUUCCAAAAACAGUAUUUGGCCCCAGUAGAGAGAAUUCAAUGUGAUUGCCACUAUGCUGAAGUCAGUGAUCUCUAAACACCUCAUAUCAGGUCUGGAUUUAGGUCAGCUUUAUUUUAAUUCUCAAAUCUCAGUGUCAGUGGUAUAAAUGUAAGCAGAUAUGUAUUAUUUUUACAGUAGAGCUGAAAGAUUGUUUCCAGUAAAUAAACAGUAGCAUGAUUGCAGUAUCUCUUUCUCUUUGGGCACUAUCUUUGGGUACUUUGAGAUUUCCUGAGAUAACCUUUUACACUUCAACAUUUCCUCUGGUAUUUCAAGACAUUCACUGAUGUGUUUUCAUGAACGAUUUCUCACUCCCAUUCUUCAAAGGCCAACGCAGGCACUUGACUUCAUUUUUUGUUAAAACAUGAAGCUACACCCAAGCCUUCGCAUAGUCACAGCUCAUGCAUCAUUCAUAGAAAUUUUUCCUCUCUGUAACCUAUCGAGGAUUAUGUCAACUUCCUUGGAAUUCUGCAGUAUUCUGCAUAAUGCACAUGCAUGUGUUUGCCAAGACUGAGACCUUAGUCUGGAGAUGGUUCAUCCACAACUCAGUGCAAAUGUUCUGCAACCAACAUGUGAAAUCAUGGCUACAAAGGUUAGGUUUGCCAAAAAUUCUCAAAAUGUGGUGUUUCUUGGCUGCCUACAUAUAAUGCAAACACAAUUUGAAAAUCCAGGACCAGAGUUCUCCAGUAUUCAUGAGAAAUUCCUGGUUUUAAGAAACAUUUUGGUCAGUAAACUUAUUUUGUAGAUUAUGUGAAAUGCAAAGAGGCAGAAGGCCCACCAAGAUUAUACAGAUUUGUUAUUCAAAUCAGUAUCGCCAAGAAAACUUGAACCUAGUUCAUAAUUUAAAAAUUCUCCUUUGGAUUCUGACAUCUGAUGCCAUUCAAGUAGGGCAGGGGGACAGAAAAAUUGACUUCUUCCAAAACAACAGCAGCUGCUCAACAGAGAUCUCUGAGCUCCUGCAGUGACCAGAAAUACCUAUUAGCCCAAGUCUGCACCCCACGUCAGUGAGGAAGGCACAAAGUCCUUAGAGACAUUUCUCACUCUGUUUAUACAUCUACGGAACAUUUAAAAUGACCAAAAUUAAAAGGACCAAGCUGCUGCCUACCACACACAUAAUACCUGCAGCAGGCUUUAGUGUAUCCCUCUGCCAUUCCCCAGGGUUGUGCUCACUUAGAAUUGCCCAGUCUGAUUUGGUGUGAGUUGACGAUGGUGUGACAGCAUUCAGUUCACAGCAAAGUCAUACCCAUGGAUGCAAAGAGAGAAUUAUAGAGCGAUAAAACUACAAUUGAACCAGAAAGGUAAUAAAAAAGAGCUUGCUGAUUAGUUAACCUUCAAUGCUUUGGUUAUGAUAUCAUUGCCAUGGGCAAAAAUAAUCAACCAGAAACACAAAAUAUUAAAAAGGAGAUAAUCUCCUUAGAAAGAUAAGUGUCUAUGUAGCCUAUUAAUAGCUCUGAAAUUAAGACAUUCCAUGCAACAUCUGGAAAAGGGAAAAUUCACUCCUUGACCUCCAGCAUCACUGUCUCCCAAGGCAGGAUCAAGGGUUGAUCCUUAUUAUGACACAGACACAAUGGCUGUCUGAUGGUCCAGCCAAGAAAGAGCCAGGCACGGCCAGGGGCAAGGGGAGGACACACCAAGAUAAUGUAAAAUACUAAGGAAUGCUCUCAUGUGCAGGAUCUCUGAGACAAAUCUCUCUUGCUGUAUGAAGCAGUUCAGCUUUGCUUAGGAAGUGCUAACAGUCACUUCAAUAAUAAUAAGAGGGCAUUCAUGUGUUUGAAUGCAGCAUCAGUUUUCAAAAAAAUUAUGCCCUGGUCAGUCCGUUACCUAACGAGAUGCACUGGACCCAGAAACCUAUAAAUACAAUUUUAGGUAUAGAACAUUUAGUAUCACAGGUAUAAUUGUUGUUAUACCAAUAGUUUAUCUUGCAGCCAGUACAGGUGCAAGGAGGAGGACUCACUGUCCAGCUCAAAGGAUGCUCCACAGAACUUCUGUUUCUGCUUAAACAGUCAUUUCCCUAACUCUUACUUGCAGGCUGUCUGGAUUAAUAAAUAUGUUAUAUUUUGUAAUCCUCUGGGGUUUUUUUUUCGGAAGAGUACUGUUUUUACUGUAACUUAAAAUGGAUGGUUUCAAUGUCCCUCUGCCCCUUUAACCUAUAACCGUUACUUCAUUUGUAGCAGAAAAUGAGCUUUUAAUUGUUGCACUGUUUUACAGCUGGUGAACAUUGAAUAUGCCAGUAGGGACUAUUUUAAAGCUUUUUUAAAAAUAAAUAUGUUG
This is a messenger RNA of Chiroxiphia lanceolata (lance-tailed manakin), 9613 nucleotides long. RefSeq names its product fibulin 5 (gene FBLN5). The record is from RefSeq and is a predicted model, not a curated record. The transcript is spliced from 11 exons. Bases 426 to 1760 code for a protein of 444 amino acids. Gene Ontology annotation, molecular function: calcium ion binding. NCBI's taxonomy places the organism in Eukaryota, Metazoa, Chordata, Aves, Passeriformes, Pipridae.